AUGGGCGUUCUCUUUGUCUUCUCCUUCUCUGCUGCCAUCCUUUUCCUUGGAAUGAACAGAGGUCACUGUGCAGAAAUUGUGAGAGGGCGAGAGUCGACUCCACAUUCAAGACCCUAUAUGGCAGCCAUAAUGAAAGGAAAAAUUCACUGGUGCGGAGGAACUUUGAUUCGACCAGACUGGGUGCUAACAGCAGCUCAUUGCAUGAUAAAUGUUGGAGACACAGUUAUCCUUGGCGCUCAUUCACUGACUAAAUAUGAGAACCAAAAGCAGGUGUUUCGAGUUGUCAGAGUGAUUAAUCACAAAUAUUAUAAUCCGGAAACAUACGUAAAUGACAUUGCACUUUUGAAGCUUAAUAGAAGAGCAUCGAUCACUAGAAGUGUGAACACCAUUCAGCUUCCCACAGGUUAUGGAGAUCUCAGAGCAGGCACACAAUGUCAAGUGGCCGGAUGGGGAAAAACGGAGACAAACAGGCCAUCUGCAGUGCUGCGGGAAAUGACUAUUACUAUUAUGGACAGACGCAUGUGCAAUAAUUAUUAUAAUGGUGAAAUAACAACUAACCAACUGUGUGCUGGUAUCUGGUACGGAGGAACCUGUAGUGGUGACUCUGGCGGCCCUUUGAUAUGUCAUGGAAUACAAAGAGGCAUCACUUCUUAUGGUUUAGACGAAUAUUGUGCUGGUCCCAGGCGCACAGCCCCAGAUGUCUAUAUUCAGCUCACAAAGAAUUAUAUCGACUGGAUUUACAGUUACAUACGGGGUGACUUCAGCUGA
Molecule: messenger RNA, 768 nt
Organism: Heteronotia binoei (common prickly gecko)
Lineage: Eukaryota; Metazoa; Chordata; Lepidosauria; Squamata; Gekkonidae
Product: granzyme A-like
Exons: 5
Coding region: 1-768 (255 amino acids)
Biological process (GO): proteolysis
Molecular function (GO): serine-type endopeptidase activity
Source: RefSeq, a predicted model, not a curated record